Messenger RNA from Klebsormidium nitens, 3039 nucleotides. Lineage: Eukaryota; Viridiplantae; Streptophyta; Klebsormidiophyceae; Klebsormidiales; Klebsormidiaceae. The record is from the annotation of a GenBank genome assembly.
GGUAGAUGGAGGAGGAGAGCGCCUGGCGCACUGUCUGGUGCAAUAAGAAUGGCGGACUCUGCAGCCUUUCGAAACAGCAAGUACGGGAGGGAUGAAUGUGAGCAGCAAAGGUGUAAUAUGAUGGAUGUGCCCGGCAUUCGGGGCGCCCCUUGAUUAUCGCGCCCGGUUGUGCUUAGGAACAUAGAUUAUUGCACGAAACUUAACCAUGGCCAACUCUAGCAUGUUGGGAUGCCUCCGCUCGACUGGUGAAAAUUUCCUGGGCAAUGCCGUCUCUCCAGAGCCUCUAAGUGCCCCUUGGCAGCCACACGUGUCCAGAUUCAUCAGGGCCCUCUGCAGGAACUCUGAACCGUCCACACGCAGAUGGCAGAGGCAGGUCGUUGCAGCUGCUCAAAGCAAGCAGCAAUGGGUAGAAUCCCGCUUUUCCGGAGGCUUAGAUUUGUUUGGAAUCAGUAGAGAGGCUAUCGGCAACAAUGAGGGGGCGUUGGGGUUCAGAAUAGGUCGGGGGCUGUUGGUCUGCAGCGCAGCCCGGGGGUCGGGGCUACAGGACGCUCCUCCGGCAGUCACUCCGCAAACGCUUUGGCAGGGCCUGAAACCAACGGUCUCUUACCUUUCCGACUACGAGCUCGAUAGAGUGGAGGAGGGGCUCAAGGUUGCUUUUGACGCCCACGACGGGCAGCGGAGAAAGAGCGGCGAGCCGUACAUCAUCCACCCUGUUGCCGUUGCGGAGAUCCUAGGACAAAUGCAAAUGGACUGCGAAACGAUUAUUGCCGGCCUGCUCCACGACACCGUCGAAGACACCGACGCCGUCACUUUCGAGUCGAUCGAGCGGCAGUUCGGGGCGGGGGUGCGGCGCAUCGUGGAGGGGGAAACGAAGGUGUCGAAGCUGGGCAAGAUUCAGCGGCCGAAGGAAGGAGCGCCCCCGCAGGACGUCAAGGCGGAGGACCUGCGCAGCCUCUUCUGCACGAUGACCCAGGAGGUCCGCAUCAUCAUCGUCAAACUAGCAGAUAGAUUGCACAACAUGCGGACUCUGAGCCACAUGCCUCCGCACAAACAGCACUAUAUCGCCGACGAGACGCUGCGCGUGUUCGCCCCCCUGGCGCGGCUCCUGGGCAUGUACCGCAUCAAGAGCGAGCUGGAGGAGCUGUCGUUCAUGUACAGCGCGCCGCAGCAGCACGCGCUCAUCCGGCGCCGCAUGGACGAGUUGCGCCGCCAGCAGGAGCCGGCCGUCGCCAAAGCCAAGCGGGAUUUGGAGGACCGUCUCUCCAAGGAUGCGUGCCUGUGUUUGACGCACAGCUUCCGGGUUGAAACGCUGUGCAAGGAAGCCUACAGCAUCUACAAGAAAGUCAAAGCGAGCGGGUGCGAGAUCGAGGACGUCUGCAACAUUGCCCAGUUGCGUAUCAUUCUGGAGCCCAAACCGAUAGCUCAGCUGAGCCUCGCCCCACCGGGCGCAACGUUCACCGAUCAGCAGCUGUGCUACCACGUGUUGGGACUGAUCCACAAGAUGUGGACACCUGUCCCUGGUGCGGUGAAGGAUUACAUCGCCACCGCGAAACCCAAUGGGUACCGGAGCCUGCACACGACGCUCCUGCCGCUGGGGGCCAAGCCGUUGAUUCCGCUAGAGGUGCAGAUCCGGACCGCCGAUAUGGACCGUGUUGCGGAGUGGGGCGACCACUGUCGAGCGGGCGGCGGCGGCCUGGUGUAUACGGAAGCCAGUACUUCAGAAAGCUCGGAGGACGGUAACUGCAACGGAAACUCCCUCUACGGCCCCACUCUCCGCCUCGCCCGCAGCCGCGGUCCGGGUCUCGCGAACGAAGAAAUAAAACGGCGUAUGAAGUGGCUCGACUCGAUCCGGGAGUGGCAAGAGGAGUUCGUCGGCAACAUGACCGCGCGCGAGUUUGUGGAUACCAUUACUGGGGACCUGUUUAGCAGCCGCGUGUUUGUGUUUUCGACCAGCGGGGAGCCGCUGAACCUGCCGAAGGGGGCGACGGUGAUCGACUACGCAUACCAGAAGGAUACGCAGAUGGCGAAUAGGAUGGUCGGAGCGAAGGUAAACGGGAACAGCGUCCCCGUAAAAACGGUCCUUUGCAAUGCCGACGUCGUUGAGAUCCUGGAGUACGAGGGCGACAAGCGAAAGGCCUUCCGCCGACAUCAGCAGUGGCUAAAGGACGCCAGAACGCGCAGCGCCCGGCACAAGCUGACGAAAUACCUGCGCGAGACGGGCGUCACGCUCGGGGAGGAGUUAACCGGGGACUUGGUUAAGGAGUUUGUGUUAGAAGACGGGGCGGGGUCGUGGUCCGAACUGGUCGAGAGCAGCUCGUCCGGGGAAGACUCGGACGGCGUCUCGGACGGUGUGAAAAGGCGCGGGGCCGGUGUGAACGGGCACGGGGUGGAGUCGUUCGACACGCAGAUAGACGAGGAGGAGAAACGGCUGCUCGCGCAACGGAUCGAAGAGGAGGAACGGCGGGUUAAUGAACGGUUAGCGAGCAACGGGGCCGCAUCCCCAAGCUCGAACGGGCGGGUUAAGGUAAACGGGUUUGCGCGGCCCGGGGGAUCCCCCAAAGGAGAAAACGAAGCGGAAAACGAGGCGGGGGUGGUGUUCCGGGGGCAUCAGCACCGGCAGCUGACGCAGUGGCACGAAGAGGGGGAGGCGAGCGUGAUGUGGUUGGACGUCCGGUGUAUGGACCGAAAAGGUCUUCUAGCGGACGUUUCUCAGAUCCUGUCCGCAUCCGGGUUCAGCAUCAAAUCCUACACCGGGCACACCGUCCGGGGGUACGGGAUGAUGCUGUUUGGGAUCGAGCUGGAGGUCAGCCAGCAAACCAACGUGGACAAGAUGGCGACUGUGCUACAAGAAGUUCUGAGGGUCCAAAAUGUGACCGGUUGGUACAUCGGUUGCACGCUACGGCAAGCCUCGUUGAUGUCGAAGAGCAAGUAGAAAAAGCAUAGGAAAACGUGUUGAUUGGUCUUGGUAUGGCUUCCCGCACGCACCGAGAUGCAAACGUAAUCCUCUGGUUGUACCUGUAAAUAUGAACGUGUUCAUUG